Messenger RNA from Amphiprion ocellaris (clown anemonefish), 4531 nucleotides. RefSeq names its product GTPase IMAP family member 8-like. The transcript is spliced from 3 exons. Lineage: Eukaryota; Metazoa; Chordata; Actinopteri; Pomacentridae. The record is from RefSeq and is a predicted model, not a curated record. Gene Ontology annotation, molecular function: GTP binding. The coding region runs from base 121 to 2889 and encodes 922 amino acids.
AAUAGGAGUGUAGAACACGUAGCUGAGUUAAAACACCCACACAGUACACACACGUUCUGAGAAAGAGUGACACCACAAGGAUCUCACCUGCCGACACCAAGUUUCCAUUCUGGUGAAAAUAUGGCAGCGUCUGCAGCACGAGCAGCAUCUGAACUCAGAAUUGUGACUUUUGGAAAGAGUCAAAAUGUGAUAACACUUGGCAACUUCAUCACUGGGAAAAAGGAUUCUAUACUUCAGAAAGUAUCAAAGAAAUGCACCGUGCAUGGAGAGUGGAGGAAAAUACCCAUAACUGUGGUGACAACGGCAGACGUCUUCAGUCUUCCUGAGGAUAAAGUCCGACAUGAAAUGAAGAUGUGCGUCGCUCGGUGUCCUCCUGGACCAAAUGUUCUGCUGCUGUUAGUGAAGCCUUCUGAUUUCACUGAACAGGACAGACUAAAGCUAAAAUCUGCUCUCAGUUUCUUUGGUGCAGAUGCUUUUAAACACGCAAUGGUCAUCGUAACGCACGACAACAAGGAAAAGAAUUUGGCGGUGGAUCAAAUCAUCCAAGAAUGCAGACACAGGCAGCACAAGAUUGACUUUGACAAAAGAAAUUUUCAUGACUGUGAUCUUGAAGCGCUGAUGGAAAAGAUGAAUCAAAUCGUGAGUGACAACAGGGGAGGACAUUUGAAUUUUACUGAAGGUUUGGAUUACACGGAAGAACCGGAAUGCACAAUAACAAAACCUCCUCUGAACCUGGUGCUGUGCGGGAGGUUUGGAGUUGGGAAAACUUCGGCAUCUAAGGCCAUCCUUGGAGAAACAAAGCCUGGUCUGACUGCCAACGCUUCAGGGUGUGUUAAAACCCAGGGAGUGGUGUGUGGACGUUUGGUUUCUCUGCUGGAGCUGCCUCCUCUAUAUGGAAAACCUCAUAACACAGUAAGGAAGGAAGCAUUCAGCUGCAUCUCACUCUGUGGACCGGAGGGCGUCCAUGCCUUCAUCCUGGUCCUACCUCUGGAUCCACCCACUGACAAAGACAAAGCAGAGCUGGAGACCAUCAGAAACACACUCAGCUCUCAGGCCAACAACUUCACCAUGAUUGUUUUUACGGUGGAGUCAGAUCCUACAGCUCCAGCUGUUGUUAACUUUGUAAAAACCUGCAGAGAAAUUCAAGAUCUCUGUGACAGCUGCAGUGGGCGAUAUGUUGUCCUCAACAUCAAUGACCGACAGCAGAUCUCUCAGGUACUGGAUGCUGUGGAAAAGAUACAAGCUGUGACAUCCAAAGGCUUCACAAAGGAAAUGAUGGCAAAGCCCCGGAUGAGUAGGGCUGUAAAAUGCAGAUCUGACUCGGACAUUGUACAUGACCAAAAACAGCGCCCUGACCGCCUCAGGAUGGUGCUGAUCGGGAAGACCGGCAGUGGAAAGAGUGCCACGGCAAACACGAUUUUGGGGGAGAAAGACCGUUUUCGGUCUAAAGUCAGCAUGAAAUCAGUGACCAAGAUUUGCGAGAAAGAAGAAGCAGAGAUCGAUGGGCGUCUCGUCACUGUGGUCGACACGCCCGGUUUAUUCGACACGACUCUGUCCAACAACAAGGUUAAAGAGGAGCUGGUGAAAUGCGUCAGCAUGCUGGCUCCUGGACCUCAUGCUUUCUUACUGGUGCUGCAGAUCGGUCGCUUCACAAAGGAGGAAAAAGAGACUGUGGAGCUGAUCAAGGAGUUUUUUGGCAAGAAGUCGAAAGAUUUCAUCAUGCUAAUAUUCACCAGAGGAGAUGAACUCAGAAAUCAAACAAUCGAGAGUUACAUAGAAGAAGACAGCGAUGACUUUGUCAAAAAACUGACAAAUGAAUGUGGACAAAGAUACCACGUCGUUAACAACAAUGAUCAGAAGAAUCGCACUCAAGUCAGCCAGCUGCUUAACAAGGUGGAGUCAAUGAUGAGGGAGAAUGGCGGUCGCUACUACACCUCAGAGAUGUUCCAAGAGGCCGAGGCUGCCAUACAAAAGGAAAUGCAGAGGAUCCUCAAGGUGAAAGAGGAAGAGAUACAGAAAGAGAAGAAGGACCUCAAAAGACAACAUGAAGAAAAAAUGCAGGAGAAGAAGCACGCAAUUGAACAAGAAAGAGUGAAAGCAGAGAAAGCGCUCAGAGAAAAGGAGGAACGCCUUAACAAAGAGGAGGAGAACAAGAAAAAGUCAGAGGAAAAACUAGCACAAGAGCAGAGGAAGAGAAAACAAGAAGAUGAAAUUCAGCGACAGCAGUGGGAACAAAAAGAGCAGAACGUUAAAGACAGAAAGCUGAUGCAGAGUGGGGAAGAUGUACAACAACAACGAGAAGACUGGGAGAAAAAACGAAAAGAAUGGUGGGAAAAACAAAUUCAAGAGGAUCAACAGAGACAACAGGAGGAGAAAGCUCGCCUGAAAAAGCUCAGAGAGGAAUAUGAGAAGGAAAAAAACGAAUAUGAACAGAGAAGACGAGAAGAAGAUCGACUCAGAAAGGAACACGACGAAAAGGAAUGGAAAGAAUUACAAGAAAAUUUCUACAGGAAAGUGGAGAUUAUGAAGAUAAAAAACGAAGAGGAGGCCAGAAAGCAAGCAGAGGAGUUCAAUGAGUUCAGACACAGAUACACCGAAGACUUUGCAGCUCUGGUCGUAAGGCAUGAGAAGGAGGUGGAUGAUAUGAAGCAAAGGCAGCAACAGAACACUGACUUCAUGAUAAAACAGCUCAACACAAACAAGGCGUUUCAGAAAGACUUUGAACAACUGAAGAAAAGGCAGGAGGAAGAAAUGAAAGGGCUUAAAGACACUGAUCCAGCACAAGAACAAGUUGAUGAACUACAGAAAGCACACGAGGCGGAAAUAAACAACUGGAUACAGGAACAUGUGAAGAAGGCCACAGCAGGAAGAGCCUGUUGCAUUUUAUGAGAUGUUUUCUAACAACAGCAGCCAAGUUUCAGUCGAGAGACAGCGGAACACUUUGGUUUCAUAUUCACAACGCACACUGUAAAUAAAAGUGACACAAAACAUGGAGAAAAUCUGGAGGCAAAGGUGCCAAAAAAAUUAUAAGAACAAUUUUUCACGUUCAAAAACUGCAAAAACAGUGAAAAUCUGGCAGCAAAGGUGCCACAAAAAAUACAAGAAAAAUGCUUCAAGAUUGUGAUGUUCAAAUACUGCAAAAAUGAUGAAAUAAUGGCAAAUAUCUGUAAAAUAAUGAUAUUUUUAGACGACUUAAAUAUAGUAAAUUUGUGUAAUUUUAUGUUGCUGUUGCUUGUUUUAAGUUGACUAAAUUACUAUUUCUUAAAAUACAGAUUUUUGAUUAUUAUUAUUGUUGUUUUUUGUGUUUUUAAAAAUCAUGAAACAUGUAAAUUAAUGCUUUUUUUCUGUGAUGUGAUCAAUAAUUUAAGAAAAGAGUGGAACUCUAUAAACCUUUUGCUGAAUUAAAUACAGUAAAAAAAAGUGUGAUUUUAGAGUUAUAUUAUUUACAAUUCUGACCUAUGUUUUAAUGCUUAAUAUUUUGUUAUCCUCUUAAUUUAGCACACCUUUGACUAAGCAUAUUACAUUAUUUUAUUAAUAUCUGAUAGACAAACUGUGACAGUGGAUAAAAUGGUAGAUAGCAGUUUCUGUGUAGUUUAUUUGAAUAAAGCCAGUGUGUACUUUUCUAUAAAUCUGAUCAUGUUUUUACUGUGUUCUUUUACUUGUAAAUAAACUACAGAGUAUAAGGUAAUGAUAAAUGCAGUGAUUUCAUUUUGAUUUUAUCCAGAGCUGGUGUUACCCUCAUUUAAGCAUCUUCAACAUGUAACAAUCAUUGUCUUCAAAUAAUUUCUAGCCAUAGUCUGUAGAAGGGGUUUCUUUGUAGACCUACACACAGAUGAACAAGUAAAUAAAUAAACCACAUUCGAACAUGUAAAUAAAAAACCUGGCUUCGUGAGUGGCGCAACUCCCAAAAUAAAUGAGAGCAUCAGUUGUUUUGUGUUCUACAUAAUGGGCUUUACUAUCACAAAUAGAAGUUUUUUGACAUGACAAGUAACCACAGCUGGUUUGUUAUUACUUGCUAGCAUGCAUGCACCAACAUCAAUGAAAAAUAAAAUGUAAUUCUACAUGGUUAUAAUGCUAUGCUGUUACUUUGAUUUCAGAUAGUUUCCAGCUGGCACGUGAUUUUCUGGACUCAUCUUUAUGAAUUUUUUUUAAAUUAUCUCAACUUUAUGGCUUUGGAUUUUAGAAUAAACAACAAAUAUUUGUGAUAGAUGACUGUAUUUUAAACCAUGUGAAUGACUUUGGGUCAAAUUCUGCUAUUUAAAAUGUGUUAUACACUUGAUUGGAACUACUCGCUUCAGCCUCCAGAUGUGAUCAGGACACAGAGGGGAGACUCUUGCUGCUCCAGGGUGAAUUUGUGAUCUAUAUUGGGAUUAACGUGCAUCAUUAUACUGCAAAAGCAUGUACUGUGACAUAGACUGGUUAAUAUUGUACACUCAGUGUUACUACUAAUCUGCUUCUACUUCAUGUCAAGCAUAACUACACUGUAGCCCAGUGAACUCUUCAAAAAUAAAAGUAUUAUGCUUUUGUUUAA